Molecule: messenger RNA, 5085 nt
Organism: Triplophysa dalaica
Lineage: Eukaryota; Metazoa; Chordata; Actinopteri; Cypriniformes; Nemacheilidae
Gene: mfhas1
Product: multifunctional ROCO family signaling regulator 1
Exons: 3
Coding region: 609-3584 (991 amino acids)
Molecular function (GO): protein binding
Source: RefSeq, a predicted model, not a curated record
ACGUACUUGAGAAGACUCAAUGAUUUUGUAGCUCGUUAAUAUUUACAUUAUUGAUUUAUAUUUAUACUGCCCAUUGUGUAAACAUACGGUGUUAUCAAAAAGAUUGUUACAGAUCUCGAAAUACAGAAUAUUGUUAAUACAAAAUGUAAUAACGUCGCAAGAGGUGGGGGCGGGUUCACGGCUGUGACGCAGCGCUGUGUGUUCAUACGAGCAUGCGGAGAGAAUAGGCGGAGACACACAGGGAAGGACUUGAGCAAACACCUCUGCCCUUCUUUUAUUGUAACACGCUGGAUAUAUCUUAGAUAUUUACUCUCAUGUGGUAGCAAAGAACUCGCUGGCGGAAUCGCCAGCCCCACGAAUUGGGCAGAUGUGACUUUUGAUGUGGUGUUUUUCCUGCGGUCGAUGGCGCAGAUGAAGAGGAUGCGUGAAACAACGCAGCCCAGCCCUAUUUUCUUUAAAGCGAUUGAAAGGAACUGCAUUUUUUCGGAUGAUGGCCUUGUUUUGACCUUGCUGUGGAUCGAUGAAGUGAGUAAAAGCAGCACCAUGUUACCAAGAUGAUUGAUCACUGUGCUCAAUGAGAACAAGGAGGAGAGCGCAGCUGCGUUACGAUGGCUGAGGAGAAUAACCUGAAGACAGCCCGAUUAUGGAGGGAUGCUGCUCUGCGCUCCAGGAAGCUGCGGAGCAAUCUACGACAGCUGACUCUCAGCACCAAAAACAGCCAGAAAAUCACAUUACCAGAUGAUAUCAAAGAGAUCGAGGUGCUCAAUCUGGGCAACAACUCCCUGCAGGAGCUCCCGGAUGGGCUGGGCUCGACCCUGACAAAGCUUCGCAUUCUUAUUCUCCGGAGGAACAAGUUUGUCACCGUUCCCUCUGCGUUAUUCCAACUCAGUCAGUUAGUUGAGUUAGACAUCAGUCACAACUGCCUGGGUCACUUUUCUGAAGACAUCGAUCUUUUAAAGUCUCUUAGAAAGUUGUGCAUUAGUCAUAACAAAAUCCAAUACCUGCCAUCUCAGAUUGGGACUUUGCAGUGUCUGGAGGAGCUUGACGUCAGCUUCAAUGACUUACGUGAUUUCCCUAGGUCCAUGUCGAAGCUCAGAAAGCUCAGAACGCUCGAUGUGGAUCACAACAAGCUGCAGCGUUUUCCAUCCGAAAUCCUCGCCCUCAGUGACUUGGAGGAGGUGGACUGCUCUGGGAAUAAACUCGAGGGUCUUCCGGGGAAUAUCAUGAUGCUUCAAUCCAUCAAAAUCAUGUGGCUUAGCAGCACCCAUCUUGGCUCCCUCCCAGAAACGUUUUGCGAGCUACAAAGUUUGGAGAGCCUGAUGCUCGAUAAUAAUGUUCUCACGAAACUCCCGCAGUCAUUUGGAAAAUUGCAAAAGUUAAAAAUGCUCAAUCUGUCGUCAAACACCUUCGAAGAUUUUCCUCAGGUUAUUAUCAAAAUCGCUAGUUUGGAGGAGUUGUAUUUAAGCCGGAACAAACUGACGUUCCUCCCUGAGGAGGUGGGACAGCUGUGUAAUCUUGCUAAUUUAUGGUUGGAUAACAAUAGAAUAACCUUUCUCCCGGACUCUAUUGUAGAGCUGGGGAAACUUGAGGAGUUGGUUUUACAGGGUAACCAGAUUGCCAUACUCCCAGACAAUUUUGGAAAACUUGCCAAAGUGAACAUAUGGAAGGUGAAAGAUAAUCCUCUCAUUCAGCCUCCCUAUGAAGUGUGCAUGAAAGGAAUCCCCUACAUAGCCGCCUAUCAAAAGGAGCUUGCACACUCUCAAACUGCAGUAAAACCCAGACUUAAACUUGUUUUGAUGGGCCACGGCAAUGCAGGGAAAACCGUGCUCAGGCAGUGCAUUAUCAGCAAACCGUCAGAUGCCAAGAUGGCGAUCGGAGGUAGAGGUGUCGAUGUUACAAACUGGGUAGCAGAUGCUGAUCGGAGCCUCACGUUUAUCGUUUACGAUCUGUCCGGUAAACAAAACUACGAUCUUAUUAAACCAUUUUUCCUCUCUCCUGGAGCUCUCUAUGUGCUGGUUGUGAAUCUGAAAUCAUAUACAUCAAAGAGCUUUUAUUCGCAUGUUGGGUAUUUUUUGCACCUGCUCGCUGCCAAGGUGCCACAUGCGGUCGUGUGCAUCGUGGGAACCCACGCCGACGUGUGUGAAGAGUUCCAGAUUGAAGAGAAGUGCCUGGAUAUUCACAGACAAAUUUCAAUCCAGGAAAAGUUGGACACCGAGUGCUUACACGUGCUUGCCAUGCAGGUCGACGAAGCCCUCGAGCAGGGCUACGACGUUCGCACGUCCAACCCCCAUGUGCUCUUUUACGGGGUCUCGGAUAAAAACCUUAGACGUAAAAAGUCCCAGUUGCAAUAUAUGCUUAACAAUCGAUUACAAAUCUUGUCUCCGGUGAUUUGCGUCAGCUGUGUGGCGGCACAGAGGAACAUUCAGCACUUGAAAGACAAACUCAUGUCCGUCGCUGAUCACAGGGAGAUUUUUCCCAACCUUCACAGGGUGCUGCCCAAAUCCUGGCAGAUGCUCGAGGAGCUGCAUUUUAAGCCGCAGGAUCUAUGGCUUUCCUGGUGGGAUUCGGCCCGGUUGGGUUUGCAGGCGGGGCUGACAGAAGACCGCCUGCAAAGUGCUCUGUCUUACCUGCACGAGAGCGGUAAACUGUUGUACUUUGAAGACAGCUUGACACUUAAGGAAUAUGUCUUCCACAAUCUGCCACGGUUUAUCGCCAUCUUGAAUGUCUUUUUCCAAAGAGACCUCGCUUCGAUGCUCAAGAAACUAGAGACGGAUGAAGAUAAUGGAGAUCCACACAAGGCUACGCAGAUGCACAGACACAUAGAGGGGUUUUUAUUGCAUGGCGUGUUGCCGUCACACAUCAUCCGCUUGCUGCUUAAACCCCUGGUACAGACCCAGCAGGACCUGCACUUAAUCAUGGAACUUCUGGAAAAAAUGGGCGUGUGCUACUGUGUCAACAAACCUCGUGGUACGCCAUUUAAUGGUGCAACCGUCUUGUAUAAGUUCCCCAGUCAGGUCAGCAAUGAGCAGCCCCAUACCGAGACCUCGGUCGGUGGGGGUUCCAUCCCUGGUCAGGUCUUCUCAGUUGAGAAUCUGCAGAUCGAAUACAGGUUUCCUUUUCUCACCCCUCUUGGACUUUUUGCACGGUUUAGCGUGCAAAUAAACAGCCACGUGGUGCAGCGAUCUGACGGGAAGCAUCACAUAUUUGCUUACCGGGGUAAAGUGCCUGUGACGGUGAGUUACUGGCCCUCCCGGAGCAGACUGCAAGGCGAGACCCUCUCCAUUUCAAGCCAUGCAUCUUUGCCAAAUAUCUGGACAGCUUGGCAAGCCAUUAUGCCCCUGGUGGAAGAGUUAAAUGCUCUUCUGCAGGAAUGGCCUGGCCUUCACUACUCCGUGCAUGUCAUGUGUUCCAAGUGCCUGAAGAGAGGAUCCCCAAACCCACAUUCCUUCCCAGGUGAGCUGUUAAGCCAGCCUCGACCUGAGGGAUUGACGGAGAUCAUCUGCCCCAAGAACGGUUUGGAGCGGGUCAACGUGGCGCUAGUAUACCCUCCCACCCCAUCUGUGGUUAGCCCCAGUCACAAAUGACACACUUUUCCUGCAGAUGGCAACGAUUGACCUCCACAAACUGAUGCACCUCUUUCCCCUGUCAUAUUAACACGUUUACAUACACAAGAACAUGUGUGUGUUUACGCAUGCACUUUUACACACUACAUGCUUGGCAUUUUACUGUUGCCUCUUCUGCCCACCUCUGAGGGGGAUGAUGGACCACCGUACACCUGAGAAGUUUAGAGAAAGUUCAUAAUAGAUGCUUGUUACAGAUAGACGAUGACAUCAGCAUUCUUUUACAUGGUUAUCAGCUCUGACUGCCAACACAUGAUGAACUGACAGUAUUAGAAACUGUUGCACCUACAUUUCGUUUCGAUCUGUGUAAACCUGUUGGUCCACUGGAUGUUCAUCUGAAAAGCUUUUUAUCAACUCUGAGCCCAUCUUAAUAUAAACUCUACUCUGUUCAAUUCAAUCUGCUGCAAGUUUUUGGAAAUCCCUAUUUGUGCCCAGAAGCAUCUACUGGACUGAAACUUUAUCCGUACUUCUGUGGGAGGAUCUUCUGUCAUGCGGAUGGAUCUGCUGUCAUGCGGGUGGAUAACACUGCAUUCUUCUCGGACUUGUGAAGACUGGUUAGAGAGGAUUGAUAUUGGACUUGUGGUUUAAAUGAUCUACUACAAAUGCAUGCCUUUAAAAUGCAGGAAGGAUUAUGAAAUAUGUAAAAUGCACUAAAGGUAUAGUUGUAUCCAACAGGCAAGAAAAUAAAUGUCUUGUUGGGCUUAAAUCUUUGAAAGUCCGUAGCUUUGGGUGGAAAGAGGAGAUAUUUAAAAUGAUUACAUGCAACCAAAGACAUCAACAUAUUUCCUACUUUUCAUUCUUUCUUUCUUUCACGCAUAGCUUAGACUCUAAGCCUUAGAUUCUAUAGCAUGACACAGAUUUGACAUUUGGAUACAGAUAUUUGCCAUCAGAAAAGUUUUCAUUGUUUUGUUCAUUUGAGAUUGUAAUAUAUAUGAGAUGCGGUUUUGGACACACAUGACCGGGAACACUGAUGUACAGUCAUGGAUGCACCAGUACAAUAUAAUACAGUAUGACCACUCACCCUUCACACUUGAGGAAAUUUGUGUAAGUAUAUCUAAACUAUAUCAUUAGUUGGCUAGUGAAAUUCACUGAGCGUGCUCUUUAAGGCAGUGUCUGAAGCAUUUUGUACAUAUCUAUUCAAAUGAAAAAGUGCACAUUACCAAGAACUAAGAAGCAACAUUUUUUUUUUAGAGUUGAUUCGUACUUAAAAUUGUUGUGUAUCAUUUCAAUGUUUCUCUUUUGGAGAGGAGAGAUUCUGCAAUACAUGUGAUGUUUUGCAAACAGUUGAUGAACUUUUGUACAUAAAAUUGUAUUUUUAUAAGCUGAUGAGCUGUCACUGAUAUCUCACUUUAUGUACUGUGCAUUGUGCAUGGCUACUGUGUUCAAUGUAAAAGCCACAACUGAUUUCUAAGUUAUAAAGCAUUGUAGACCACAAAUGCACCAAAUAUAAAGGCUGGUUUCCAAA